AGUAGAUGUCCAGGUUGUCAUAUUAAGGCACUACACUGACACAUAUUGCCAUGCAUUUCUGACAGAAUGACACUUCACCACCUAGUCAUGUUUUUAUCAAAAUUCUAUCAGUCGGUGGUUAAUGGAACUAUGCUAAUUUUCUUUUCCAAAAAACCUUUUUUUUCUCUCACUUUUUCCAACUUAGCUUCACUAUUAAUCUCCUUUUCUCUAUAAAGCUGCUAUAACCUUACAUCACUGCAUCAUCCCUUCAAUCUUCAAACCUUUUAAAAAGAUUUCUCAAAUAAAUUAUUAAACUCUGUGGUUCCUUUUGUAGUUAGUGGCAUUGCAUGUGAUCAGGAAUCACUUGGCUUAACUUUAUAAUCUAAUAAUCAUUACCAACCAUAUAUCUUAAACUCCUUUAUAAUAUCACUUAUACUUCUCUAUUUUCCUGUAUAAUCCUUCUUCAUUUCUUUUCCAAAAUUAGAAUUCUCUAAUUUGAUAUUUCAUACACCAAAAUGGGUGAGGAAGCAAAACAGGAACAAGCAAAGGUUGAGGAAAAACAAGAGGAAAAAAAGGAAGAAAAGGUUGAGGAAAAGCCAGCAGAGGAGGAAAAGAAAGAGGAAAAGUCAGCAGAAGAAGAGAAAAAAGAAGAGCCUAAACCACCAUCACCAUGUGUACUUUUUGUGGACUUGCAUUGUGUAGGAUGUGCAAAGAAGAUUCAAAGAUCUAUUAUGAAAAUGAGAGGUGUUGAAGGAGUGGUAAUUGAUAUGGCUAAAAAUGAAGUUACCAUAAAAGGUAUAGUUGAGCCUCAAACUAUAUGCAAUACAAUUACCAAGAAAACAAAGAGAAGAGCACUUGUUAUAUCUCCAUUGCCUUCAGCAGAAGGAGAGCCUAUUCCAGAAGUUGUUGUUUCUCAGGUUAGUGGACCAGAAACAGUGGAACUCAAUGUGAACAUGCAUUGUGAGGCUUGUGCUGAGCAACUCAAGAGAAAGAUACUCCAAAUGAGAGGAGUUCAAACAGCAGUAACAGAGUUUAGCACAGGAAAAGUAACUGUGACAGGAACAAUGGAUGCAAACAAGCUAGUUGAUUAUGUCUAUAGAAGAACAAAAAAACAAGCAAAAAUAGUUCCUCAACCAGAACCUGAACCAGAAAAGAAAGAAGAAGAAAGCAAAGAAGGUGAGAAACCUGCAUCAGAAGAAGAAGAAGCAAAACCUGAAGAGAAUAAAAAAGAAGAGAAACCAACAGAGGAAACAAAGAAAGAAGAGGGGGGUGAGAAUAGUAAAGAAGAAAAGGGAGGUGAAGAAAGUAAAGAAGAAACAAAGAAAGAAGAGGGGGGUGAGAAUGGUGGUGCUGUUGUUAAUAUUGAUGAAGAAGGAAUGAAGAGAAUGAUGUAUUAUUAUCAAUAUCCUCCACUUUAUGUGAUUGAACGUAUUCCACCACCUCAAUUAUUCAGUGAUGAAAAUCCUAAUGCAUGCUCCAUUUCAUAAUUAAACACAUCAUAUGAGAAUUUUUUGGAGUUUGGUUGGUGGAAUAUGGAAAAGAAAAAAAAGUGUAUAAAUGGAAUACUCAUGGUGAUAAUUAAUAAUUAAUAAGUUGAUUAAUAAUAUAUCGUUAUGUCUUUUUUUUAUGUAUGUACGAUAUAUUAUUAGUAUAUAGUCAUACAUAGAUCAAAUGUUGUACAAAUGCUUGUGAAAUAAUGAGUAUCCUCUAGUUCUUUUUCAUGGAUCUAGAUUCGCCGCAAUAAUAAUAUUAUGCAAUUUCACAAUGUAAUCAAUAUCAGUCAUUGAUUCAAUUUGGUCAUUGGACAAUUAAAAUUGCGCAUUUACUAGUUCGAUUUUGGCUGAUGAUGAUUUUGAUCAGACGGUUGAGAUCUAUAAGUGUGUCACACAGUUAGUUUAGGGAAUCUAUUUGCCUUUUUCAUUG
This is a messenger RNA of Trifolium pratense (red clover), 1902 nucleotides long. Its product is annotated as heavy metal-associated isoprenylated plant protein 9. The record is from RefSeq and is a predicted model, not a curated record. The transcript has 5 exons. The coding region runs from base 495 to 1466 and encodes 323 amino acids. Gene Ontology annotation, molecular function: metal ion binding. Lineage: Eukaryota; Viridiplantae; Streptophyta; Magnoliopsida; Fabales; Fabaceae.